This is a messenger RNA of Plasmodium coatneyi, 1074 nucleotides long. Its product is annotated as KIR-like protein. The transcript is spliced from 3 exons. NCBI's taxonomy places the organism in Eukaryota, Apicomplexa, Aconoidasida, Haemosporida, Plasmodiidae. The record is from RefSeq and is a predicted model, not a curated record. Bases 1 to 1074 code for a protein of 357 amino acids.
AUGACAAAACGGCCCGAGUUGGAUAAUUUACCUUCCAAAACUAAUUACUAUGAUAAAUUUGAUCAGGAUAAUGGGAACGACUGUAACGGCACUCGUGCCAAGCCUGAACAGUUAAAGACUGAAUUAAACAGUAAAUUCAAGGAUUGUAUAAAAAUUAUUGAUGAUGCAAAGAAAAUCGCGAAGACCUACUGUUACGCAUCUACACAGAAUGAGCAAUCAAUUUACGAAAAUAAAGAACCUUGUCUCUUCUUUUAUUACUGGUUAGGAGAUAAAUAUUGGGAUGAUUUGAAGAAUAAUCAUAGAUUUUCAGAACUUCUGAUUGCAAUUCACUCUACGCUCAAAGGAGAUGAUCAUUUGGAAAAAUGUAGAAUUAAAUACGACAAUAUUAACGAAACACUUCUCCCCCAAAUGAAAGAAGUAUUCGACUACUACCAUGACUAUAAGGACGUAAAGGAUAACAUACUGGACAUCAAGGAGGGAUGUGAAGGGAAGUGGUCCACUUACUUAGGGCAAAUUUCCUCAGCAUGCAAGGCAGUACGUAACUACUGCAACCAAGACCAAAAUAAAUGUGGCGAUUAUUGUACCGAAUUUAACAAUAAAUACGAUGUGCAUUGUAAUACAGCUACAAUGUCAAAAGAAAAAUGUGAAUUGCAAUCUCAAUUAACAACUGCAAAGCAAAGAAUAGUGUCUGAAGAAAAAGCCGCAUCCUUAGCAAAAGAAGAAGCCGUUCGUUCUGCUACUACAACGUCUUCCAUCUCUUCCAUCCUUGGCACCUUAGCAACAAUAGGUGCACCAUUCCUCUUAUAUAAGUAUAAACCAUGGUCUUCUUUGUUUGGUAACCACUCUACUGGAUAUGGAAGGAGCGGAAGAAGGAAGAGAAGAUCAAGUGGACAGAACUUUGAUGUGUCCGCACAAGAUACUUUCACUGAAUAUUCAACAGAGAAUUCAACAAUAGGUGACUCCACAACAGCAGAAAAUUCCACAGUACGCUCUAUGGCGCACACAAGACAAUCCAGAGGAAGAACAAAUAAUGGACCGAGUCACCGCAACAAUGUAGGUUACAGUCGGAUGUAA